GACAGUUUUCCUGCCAGGUUUGGAGGGAUCCACUUUGUGAACCAGCCCUGGUACAUCCACGCCCUCUACACCGUCAUCAGACCCUUCCUCAAAGACAAAACCAGGAAGAGGAUCUUCAUGCACGGAAACAACCUGAACAGCCUCCACCAGCUCAUCCACCCUGAGAUCCUGCCAUCUGAGCUGGGGGGGAUGAUGCCGCCGUACGACAUGGGCACGUGGGCUCGCACGCUGCUGGACCACGCCUACGACGAGGAGACGGACUACCUCCCCGAGUCCUACACCCUGUCAGUCCAGGACCUGGAGAGGGACCUGGAGAAAAACAUGUCUCCAAAGAGCAUGAAAAGAUCCCAGUCUGUGGUGGAACCAGGAGUCCUGAAGAGACCGGACAAAGUGAAGAGUGAAGAAGACAACAUGCAGCCGCUGCUCUCGCUGGACUAAAACCACAUGAUUACAGCUCAGGAGCUGAAACAAAUCAAUAUUUGAACACACGGAAACACUGACUCCUCUGUGCAGAAAGACCUUCCUGCAGRAACAGUCUCUGCUGCUGCAGCAUUUAUUUCUCACGAAACUGCAGACCAGCUGCUCUUCUAUACACUGUAUUUAUUUAUUUAUUUAUUUCGUUACAUGUCAAGUGCCAAUCCAGAAACUGUAAAUAUGAAGUCUUUAAACAAUCUAGGCAGAGGAGGCUCAGCUCGGAGCAAGAAGAGGAGUUUCCUACAGGUGACGGUAAACUUUAAACAUAAAGAGCUCCCAAACUGAAGCUUUGUAUUUCUUAUUAAGAGCAGAAAUCUGAAGCAACGCCUCCAUCAGGGCAGGAAGGGCAUCUCAGAAACACCAGGAGAGGAGAGAGGAAGAUGAGCUGCUUCAUCCUCCAUUAAAACUGACCAACAGGCUUUUAUCAGCUGUUUUUAUUUCAGGGGACUGACAUCGUUCCUAAAAUAGCAUCGGAGCUUUUAGUCUCACUCCAGUUAUCUCUUGGAAAAGCAAAUGUCCCUUUAUGGUUCAAGUCGUCUUCAUGAAUCAUCUGCUUUCCCCUUCAGCCAUCUUCUUUCAGUUUCUGACCCAGACGUCCCAGAAAGCAGCACUUUUCCUCUGACGCUGCAGGCUCCUCUGAAACAGCUCCCCUCAUUGUUUGUUCGGCACAGGACUUAUUUAUCCUCGGUGUUUCACCGUGAAGACGUUUAUUUUAUAGCAGCAGAGAACGUUWAGCAUGGUGUUCGUCGACAGGUUGACUUGUUGGUGUUUUUAUUCUUCUUGUCACGAGAUAGACAUUGUUUUUAUUUUUCACUACAAGAUUUAUAGAAUUAUGAYAUAAGAGUCUCGUUUUGUUUGUUUACAGGAAUUAUGCAGUAUUUUAGUCUGGAGUUUUACCUUCAUUUAAGCCUGARAGUUUGAAUUUUCACUCUUGUAAUUAUCRUUAGCUGUGUUUCCAUUGCAAAUGUGUGCAAAACUUUGUMGAUAUUCUGUUAAUGYGGUGUUUCCAUUAAKUAAGAAAUGCUAUUAAA
Messenger RNA from Austrofundulus limnaeus, 1505 nucleotides. RefSeq names its product clavesin-2. The record is from RefSeq and is a predicted model, not a curated record. Lineage: Eukaryota; Metazoa; Chordata; Actinopteri; Cyprinodontiformes; Rivulidae. Gene Ontology annotation, cellular component: membrane; endosome; clathrin-coated vesicle. Gene Ontology annotation, molecular function: phosphatidylinositol bisphosphate binding. Gene Ontology annotation, biological process: lysosome organization.